Messenger RNA from Nylanderia fulva, 462 nucleotides. Lineage: Eukaryota; Metazoa; Arthropoda; Insecta; Hymenoptera; Formicidae. The record is from RefSeq and is a predicted model, not a curated record.
AUGAGUGCCAUAUCAAAUACUGUGGGAGCGUUGGAAAGUAUCGAUAAGUUGAAGGAUGCCAACGGAUAUCCCCUCUGGAAAUUCCAGAUAGAAAUACACAUAGAAGCGGCAGAACUUCUGGAGGUCACUCAACAACAACCAACACCAGCACAGCGACAAUUAGCGGAAUGGAAGAAAAAAGAUGCCAAAGCAAAGCGGAUAAUUGUAAGCACUUUAGACAAGCAUUCAUUGAUACACAUAGUAACAUGUACGACAAGUCAUGAAAUGUGGCAAAAAUUAAAAGAUAUUUAUGAAAGAGAUUCACAGCACCAGAAAUGCGCUCUGAUGCAGGAAUUUUUCGAAUAUAAAAAAGGAAGUGAUUCGGACAUGGCCACGUACAUAACCGAGUUGAAAAAUCUAGCUUUUAAACUUAAGAGCUUAGGAGAAGAAAUAAACGAUACAAUGAUUAUUUCCAAAUAUUAA